AUGUUGUUGUCACUGGAAAAUCACAACGCACAGGAGGCACAGUUGGUCUCUAAAGCUAAAGAGUGGGCCGAACAGCUUCGGCCUCACCUGCUACACAAAGUACGACGUGUUACCCUUUAUCUGGACCACAAUCCUAAGAAGCUUGAAUAUCCUAUGGCACUCACUACCCUCAACGCUCAACAAUGGCGGGACAUCAUGUCACCAGUUCUCCAGGUGUGCUUACCUAGGUCAGGUGUUUGCCGCAACUUUCCCCGUUUGGUGGUUUUUGCCCCGGUGGAUUAUCAAGGCCUUGGUGUUCCUCACCCCUUUGGCAAGCAAGUGUACAAACACUUGGAGAUGAUCCUGCGCCAUAUGUCGGGGGGUACAAAGACUGGAGCCUACAUGGACGCCAAUCUCCAGGCUCACCAACUGGAAACCGGUACCUCCUUUGGUCUUCUACAGCAAGAUUACCAGAAUACAUCCAUUCUUGCUUCUGAUACCUGGCUUAAACGGGUAUGGAAGGAACUUGAAUCUCUGGAUAUGUACAUGGCCUUUGACUCUCCGGCCCUAUCUUUAAGGUGUCAUCAUGACGCCCUCCUGAUUGACUUGUUCAUGGAUCUUGAGGUUGAUCAGGACGACCUUCUCUGGCUUAACUGGUGCCGGAUGUUCCUGCAAGUAGCCACAGUAUCAGAUAUCACUACGGCUGAUGGCCGCUAUAUCCGGCAAUGCAUCUGGAACGGUUUCCGCGACGACACUUAUUGGACUCCAUAUAACUGGCCUCAAACGGUACGACCCGGGCGUCCAUAUUGGGAACUCUGGCAACGAACACUGUCCCGCGCGCUCUUGCCUUCACAUGGUCAGCACCACCCUCUGCUCCAACCCCUGGGACAUUGGCACGACCACUUUGAGUCUUGGAACUGGCUCUGGUCGCCGACUGUUGGGUUGUUUCAGGGCUGCAUGGACCCAUCUUGCUCUGGGCCGCCUCAGAAUACAGUUAGGGUUAGGGUGGGAACUGCUGCUGUUCAGCUCCUUCCCAGAGCGGGAACUGCUCGCAUUGUCAUCCGUUGUCAAACUCCAGGCCUACCUCAGGAUCAGAGUGCCCAUCGGGGCGAGUUGAUUGGCCUUCUGGCUGGGAUUAUGGCGGUUGACUGGCUCCUCCAACAAUGGUUCCCAGCCCUUAGCCAGCGGCCGGGUGUCAAGAUCGCCUGCGACGGCCUUUCGGCCAUUGAAAUGGCCUUUGAAGAUCGACCCCUUUCACCCACUGAUGCACAAUUUGACCUGAUCUCUUCCAUCCGGGAAGCCAUCUCUCGGUCUCUGGUGUCUUGGUCUCCACGGCAUGUCUACGGACAUUUGGACAAGUCCAACUUAUUUGAUGAACUCACUUGGUGGGAAAAGAAAAACCUGGAGGUGGAUGGCAUGGCAGUGGAUUUCCGCAAGGAACUAGAGGCGGCCCACCAACUUAUCCCCCCCAACCCUCGGUUCUUCACGGAACUGGCAGCUCUUUUUGUGGCUGACACAAAGCAGUCUCGGCUGAGUGACCACUUCAUUCAGGAGUGCGUGACACUCCCCCGCCUGCGGCAACAAUGGAGGAACCGUAAUGUGAUCUCUGAGGAGUCUGAAAACCUUAUUGACUGGGAGACACUGGGUCGCGCCAUGCGGUCACUACCUGCCGGUCUCCAGCGCUGGAUUACAAAACAUUGGGUGGGCAUGUGCGGCACGGGGAAGUUCAAAGUGUAUUGGGGCCUCGAAUCGUCCGCUGCGUGCCCUCGGUGCGGCGAGUUUGAAGAUCACUUGCAUGUUCCCCGUUGCCCAGCAGCCUCGGCUAGGGACGAAUGGGAUCGGAGGGUGACCGCUCUCUCGCUCUGGAUGGAUAUACAUCUUACCUCCCCCGCCAUCAAACAUGCGAUACUCCUUCUGCUUCAGGGUGUUCGCGAUUCAUCACGUCCCACCUCUCGUUUGAUCUCUCGGACCAUUCGCCCGGCCUUUCUGGCACAGGAAGCUAUUGGGUGUCAGGGACUUUUGGAAGGCAGACUAGCCUCCUUGUGGCUGUCUCUGCAACAAAAUUAUUUUGACGAGAUUCACAGUCGUCGGUCGGUUUCUCUGUGGGCCUCCCGUCUCUCCCAGCAACUCAUCUCCAUUGGGUUCUAUAUGUGGGAACAACGGAACGCCGUUCAACAUUCGGAUGACAAUGUUCAGCUCCGUGAACGUCACUGUGUUGUCAACGAGGGGAUUCACUCUCAGUUUGAUAUGGGUUCAGCUGAUUUACCUCCGGAUAUUAGACGCAUGCUGACAUGCCGUCACAGCGUCCUCCGUAAGUCACUGGUGGACAAGGAAGAAUGGCUGAAGCUACUUUGA
Cylindrotheca closterium is the source of this 2334-nucleotide messenger RNA. NCBI's taxonomy places the organism in Eukaryota, Bacillariophyta, Bacillariophyceae, Bacillariales, Bacillariaceae. The record is from the annotation of a GenBank genome assembly.